AUGCGAACCUUAUUAAUUGUAACCAUUGUAUUAUUUGUCUACGUUGUUGCAAAUGUAUCAGCAGCAGGAAGUGACACAAAUGAACUUUAUGUAACAAAAAAAGUUUAUUUUGAUAUUGAAAUUGGUGGAAAAAAAACUGGUCGAAUUGUCAUUGGUCUGUUUGGAGAUGUUGUGCCAAAAACAACAGAAAAUUUUGCACACCUAGCUGCUGGAUCAAAGGGUUAUGGUUACAAAGGUUCAAAAUUUCAUCGGGUUAUUAAUAAUUUUAUGAUCCAAGGAGGUGAUUUUACACGAGGAGAUGGUACUGGAGGAAAAAGUAUUUAUGAUGAAAAGUUUCCAGACGAAAAUUUCAAAUUGAAACAUUAUGGUGCAGGAUGGUUGUCGAUGGCGAAUUCGGGUAAAGACACAAAUGGAUCUCAAUUUUUUAUCACAACGGUAAAAACCGAUUGGCUUAAUGAUAAACAUGUUGUAUUUGGAAAAGUUUUGGAGGGUAUGUCUGUUGUUCAUGCAAUUGAGAAAACGAAAACUGGUUCCUUUGAUCGUCCACAAUCUGAUGUUGUCAUUGUUGACUGUGGUGUGAUUGAUGUCGGAGAGAAAUUUGCCGUUGAUAAAGCUUCGGUUGCAGCUAGUAUUUAA
Molecule: messenger RNA, 636 nt
Organism: Didymodactylos carnosus
Lineage: Eukaryota; Metazoa; Rotifera; Eurotatoria; Philodinida; Philodinidae
Source: the annotation of a GenBank genome assembly